Messenger RNA from Polistes dominula (European paper wasp), 3367 nucleotides. RefSeq lists its product as uncharacterized. The record is from RefSeq and is a predicted model, not a curated record. Lineage: Eukaryota; Metazoa; Arthropoda; Insecta; Hymenoptera; Vespidae.
AUGGACGUCUUCAUGGAGGAACGUACAGUGUUUUUAAUAAUCAAUAACUGUGUAUAUUUAAAUAAACAUUAGUUAGUUAACGCGCGCGUGAUAUAUUUUUAAUCUUUUUAUUAACAAUUAUUUUAACAAUCAUUUUAUUAAAUAUAUUAAAUAUUAUAGUGAUAUGUCGUUCGCAAAAGCUAGAAUUCAACGGUUCAAUGAUCUUACAAAUAAGGUACCACCACCUGGUGCAUAUGAUCCAAAGUUUGGCCCAAAAGUAAAAGGGCUUGCAAUAGAGAAAAGAGAAAGAUUUCAGGAUAAUAAAAGUGUAACGAGCAAUAGCACGGAAUCAAGUUUAACUGUUUCCAGAAACAGUGCUAGAAAACAACUGCCUGAAAAAUUUGUUGCUCCAAUAUGUGUCAAAAAACGUGUUAUAGUCAAACCAAUGAGUACAAGUCUUACAAAAGAAAAAUUGAAGUCCACGAACCAGAUUAACAGUAAAAGUGUUAAUAAACAACAGUAUAAUUCAACGCAUGAGUUAUUGGAGUUAAAAGUUGAGUGUGAAAAUAAAGAUAGAACUAUACAUGAACAUGAGAAACAAAUAGAAGAAAUGAAAGAAGAAAUAUGCAAACUUGAAGUGCAAAUAGAAGAAUUACAUAGAAAACAAAUUGAAGUCGAGGAACAGCAUAAGAAAGAUAUAGAAACUAUGGCUAAAUUACAACAGGAAGUUUUAGAUAAUCACGAUGAAAGACAUCAAGCUGAAGCAAAUGAGCUUCGUACUAAGCUAUUAGAUAUAUCGAGAGAAAAAGAAGAAGAAAUAUCUGCUAGAAGAACAGUGGAAAAGGAAUUGAGAAAUCGUGUUGCUGAGUUGUCUGAAAGAAUAUUACAUUUGGAAUCAGAAUUUGCCAAAAAGACAGAAGCAAAUCAAGCAUUGAUGACAACAUUAGAGAUAAGAAAUGAAGAAUUAUUGUCAAAAUUAAAAGCGUUGGAGGAAGAACGUAACAUUCAAAUUGAUUUAUUAGAAAAAGAAAAAUUACAGUUAACAUUAGAUGUUAAUGAUUUGACGGAGAAUAAGUGUGAACUUGAAGCUAAAUUAGAGAAAAGACAGAAUGUUAUUUUAGAACUUCAAGGACAAUUAUCAACUCUUCAAUGCGAGUUAGACGAAUUAAGAGCAGAAUACGACAAACUCGUAUAUGAUUCUACAAUGGAAACAAAUCAACUUGUUAAGGAGCAUAAUAAAGAAAAAGAAACAUCAAUUGAUUGGUUUUUGAAAGAAAAUCAAAAACUUGAACAGGAACAUGAACAGACAAAAAUGACAGUAGUCAAAUUAGAAACCGAUUUAGAAAAAGUGACUGAAACUAAUACCUGUCUACAAAAUGAAUUACAAGACAUGAAAAGACUUUACACAGAUGUAAAUCAACAGUUGACGCAGGCUCACAAAGAAUUAGAAAGUGCAGAAGAAAAACACGAGCUUCUGUUAGAAAAACAUGAGACUGAGAUAGAAGCUUUAAAAAAGAAACACCAUGAAGAAAACUUACAAUUACAGCAUCGAUUAGAAGAAAUUAGAAUAAAUUACAUAAAUGGAAUAGAAAAUUUGUGCCUAGCGAAAUUUAAAGAGACAGUUGAUAUAAAAAAUAAGGGUCAACACAUUGAGGAAGAAAAUAACCAAAUUAAGGAAAUCGAGGAUAUUAUAGAAGGUUAUCUUGAUUAUCUUCUUCCAUUUGAUAAUGUAAUACAGAUGGGAAAAAUUAGGGCUAUAAGUUAUGACCAUGACGGAAAAGUAAAUAUAGUCUGCAAAGAAGCUACAUCUGAAGUCGAAGGAGAGAUGAGUCAUAUUAACAAUAUAUUUAUGAGACGUUUAACAGUACUAGAGAGUGAACGUGCUGCAUUAAAAAGUAAAUUAGCAUUAAAAGAUGAAGAAAUAGAAGCACUUUCUUUUCAAAUCAAGGAAUUGAAAUAUUCUGCUGCAACUCAGGAAAGUUUUAGUCAAAGUUUACAAAUAGAAUUAGACAAAGCGGAAACUGAAUUAAUAGAAAAAAAAGCAGAACUUAAAGCAUUGAAAAACCAAAUACGUUCGGAAGCUGCAGAAUUGGUGUCUAGAAGAAAGAGGUUUGAAAUAAUUAUGACUGAAAAUAAAGCAGCAUUUGCUGCAGUUUCGGAACAUUUAGCACAGAGUAACGCCGAGGUAGAAAGAUUGCAAUAUGAAUUGAAAUGUGCAGAAGAUAAUAUAAAGGAUUAUCAAGAUUUCCUUAUUUCUAUAUAUAAUAAUACUAAAGUGGUACAAAAUUAUACAAAACAGUUAGAUGCAAAUAGACAAAUCGUUAAUCAAAUUGAAGCAGAUAGUAUAUCUCAGUGUGAAACUUUGAAGAAACGUUACGAAAACAAAAUCGACGAAUUGAAACAAGUGGCAUCCUUAGAAAUUACUCGACUUUGUGAAGCAGUGAAAAAAAAAUCCAGCCAAUGUGCAGAGAUGAAGAAACAGUUAGAUGAAAUGGCUGGUUCUUUGUGGUCUUCACAAAAUUUGUUAGUAAAUUUAGAACAAACGAACGAUGAACAUCUCAUUAAAAUUUCCCGAUUAGAACUUGAAAAUAUUAAACUUAAAGAAAUAUUACAAAAGCAAGAAGGAAAAUUAUCUGCAACAUGUAAUCCUAUUGACGAGGAAGCGUAUCAUCAAAGUUUAGAACAGUCACAGAAAGAGAAAUUAGAAGAAAAUGAUCGAUGUGAAGAUAACAAAUGUUUAUUAAUUGAAAAGAAAACAGAAGAAUCUUACGAGGAAAAACUUAUAAAUGAUUUAGCUGCGGAAAGAGUACUUCGUGAAAACAUUGAAACAAAAUACAAGAUAUUAACUGAAAGUAAUGAUCUACUUAAAAAGGUCUACGAUGAAACGUAUGAUAAAUAUGUUCAAGCAAGAAUUAGCCGUCACAGUUAUCGAAGAAACCUUGUCCUGCUAAAAGAAACAAUUCAUCGACUGGAACAGGAAUUGGAAUCUAAAAACAAGCAACUGGAGCAACUCCAACAAAACAUUACAACGGAGAAGGUAAAACUUCAACAAAAGCGUUCACAAACUAAAGGAAAAGAAAACGUGAUAGGAGGAGGAAUUUCGAAAAGUAAUCACACCACACCCACAUCUUCACCGCAUAAAUCAUUGACGCCUCUUCGGGAUCGAAAUGAAUAAUUUAGUUAAAUAAUUAUGACCAAAAAAAAAAAAAAACAGACUUUUUCAAAUUACCAUGUGUAAAAAUAGUUUAAGCACGUUCCUCUUCUCGUUCCUCCCCCAAAAUACAAGCUGAUUUCAACAUUAAUCGUUAAUGUAUGAUAUUUGAUAUUUUAAUGUUUUAUUUCCCUUUUUUUUUUUUUCUUUAAUUAUAGAAAAAGAAAUUAUUUAUAA